GUAAGCACUGUGCAUAUGUGUGCGCACGCCAGAGAGAGAGAGAGAGAGAGAGAGAGAGAGAGAGUUGGCAGGAGGAUGAGGUAAGGAAUGGAUGCGGUAACGGAAGAAGCAGCGGCGGUGGCCCUGGCGACGGGAGCGGCGCAAGUGGCAGAAGUAACGUCAAAGGAGGAGAAAUUGGAGGAAGGGGAGGUAAAAACUAACGAAAAAGAAUCAGCAAAAGAGCCGCAAGUGGCGGCUUUGCCGAGCUCUGGCGAUGAUGGCGUUGCUGCUGCGGACUCAUGGCCGGCGCGGCUAGCUGCUGCCCGCGCUGUUAUUGAGAGAAAUUUGUCGUUUUACACCAAGCAGUUCGCUGAAGAGACGAUGCAGUUCUCCAAGGAGAAGACUUCCGCCUUGGUUUCCAUCGUCAACCAAGUCCAUCGACAGUCCUCAGAUCAACGGCUGACAUUCGAUCGCAGCUUCGAUCGAUUGAAAACCGAGCUGCUUCGCCAUAGCGUGCAGCGUGUUCCGUUCAGUAUAGGUCUCUUCUCCUUGCGCGACCUAAGGAACAUCAUCCCCUACCUUCUCUCCACGUAUUACCAGCACUAUAAACUCUAUCAGUACGCAUUCACGAGGAGGUGUACUAAAACCCUAACGACGUCAGAGGAGCAUGAACCGGAGCUACCCCCCGCGCUGAGCCCUCUGAGCGAGGCAAUCACCCAAGCAGAGAUGGACAGCCAAUUUGAGAAAGAGCGCAAGGCAGAGAGAGAGGAGGAGGAGAAGAGAGAGGAGGAGGCGAGAUUGGCAGCGAUGCGAGAAAAGCAGAAGCAGAUCGAAGACGAGUUCCGAUCGAACAUACCCGAUGACGUCUUGGAGAAGGUUCAACGAGUCGUCGCUGAACAUAUGGAGAAGAUGAAGGUGGAAUUGCAAGCUGACUUCGAAAGCAGGGAGAAGGAGGUGCUGGAAAGACUGUCGAAAUUGACGGGGGAGGGUGGAACGAGUGGGAGGGGGGGUGGAAAGCGAGCAGGAGGGGAAGGAGAUGGGGGGGGCAGCAAGAAAGCAUCUACAAGUAAGAAAAGCACGCCUCAAGCGACGGGCAGAAACACGCCGGAACGUAAGAGAAGAAACACCCCUGAACCAAAGGGCAAGAAGUCGUCUAUGAAACCCGCCGCCAGCUAAUCGAUGGACGGCUACGAUUCGCCGCCGCCAGCUAAUUGACAGACGGUUCCGAUUUGCCGGCGCCGCCAGCUAAUGGAUGGCUCAGAUUUC
Chara braunii is the source of this 1245-nucleotide messenger RNA. The record is from the annotation of a GenBank genome assembly. NCBI's taxonomy places the organism in Eukaryota, Viridiplantae, Streptophyta, Charophyceae, Charales, Characeae.